This is a messenger RNA of Athalia rosae (coleseed sawfly), 3087 nucleotides long. RefSeq lists its product as uncharacterized. NCBI's taxonomy places the organism in Eukaryota, Metazoa, Arthropoda, Insecta, Hymenoptera, Athaliidae. Bases 1 to 3087 code for a protein of 1028 amino acids. The record is from RefSeq and is a predicted model, not a curated record. The transcript is spliced from 4 exons.
AUGCCUCUUAUGGACGAUAAUGCACCAGGCAAGGGUUCGAUUGACGGCUCACGACCGCCGACUCAGAAUCCUUCAGCUGGCAACCUUGAUGUCCCUGAGCCGCCUCAAGGCCCCAGCACUCGAAGCAGCUCUCCCACGAUCCUCAGCGGCGAAUCAUUUCUCCGCGUGCACGCUCAAAACGAGAUCAUCGAGUCAAUGGAAGAACUGCUCACUCAAGCCUCAGAGCCUGCCGACGACGUGAUGCUGACGGAGGUCACUGUGAUGCUCGAUCAACCCGAAGAGCUGCAUCAGGCAUUUCAAACAGAGCACUCAUGGCUCGUCUCCCAUUGGCCGCCUGCUCACCUAGACCACGCAUACUUUGCUCGCAAGGUCAGCAGCACGGAAACCAGGCUGAUGCUAAAGACCAAGCGGCUGCUUGGUCGUCUCCAAGAGCAACUCACCGCGCCUGCUCGAACUGCCGACUCAUCCGGGACUGGCUCCCGCCCACGCCCGCGUCUGCCCGAAUUGACGGUACCUACGUUCAGCUGGGAUUUUCGGAAAUGGCCGGAAUUUAAGGUCAUGUUCCUCUCGGUUAUAGGGAAUCGCUCGGACCUUACUGACCUGGAGGAGUUUCAGUACUUGAAGGGUGCUAUACAGGGUGACGCUUCGGAGCUUAUUGCCAACUUCUCACCUCACCCUGCAUCGAACAAUGCAGCGUGGCUACUCCUCGACGCCCGAUUUAAGAACAAAAGGCUCAUCAUUAAAACUCAUCUCGAUCGGCUACUCAAUCUCAAACCGAUGCCAAGGCGUCAGGCCAGCUUGCUUACCAAGAUGGUAAGCAUCAUCAAUGAGACCACCCAAUCGCUCAGAACACUCACGUCAGGAAGUAACAACGACUGUCUGAUGGUGGCUCUCAUUAGUGGACUGCUCGACCGAGACACCUCUCUUACAUCCACUGACGAGUUUCCGACGCUCAGCCAACUCACAGCGUUUCUAAUGGCUCGUGCGCGUACCUUCGAAACCAUAGAUGAAACGCCGAUGCCUGUUCAAUCCAGCGCUGCGAAGGGAGCCAAACCCAAGCGUGCUAGCUCACACCAGGCGUCUCAGCAGCCUCAAGACCGCUCAUCACCAGCACCCAUGGAGACAACUCAGCAGACAACUCAGCGUCGAUCACCAUAUCCGUGUGACUGUUGCGGUCAGGAUCAUUUCAUCGUGAUGUGCCCGAAGCUGCGAGACUACUCACUGACGCAACGUGUGAAAUUGGUCAAGGAGCGUAGGUUGUGCUGCAAUUGCCUAGGUAGGCACAAUGCACGCAAGUGCAACAGCUCUCGGCAAUGCAAAACAUGCAACGACACUCAUCACACCAUGUUACAUGGCGCAGACCUCUCAAGCGUGUUCAACACGCCAACCGAGCGCACCCAGUCAUCUCAAGAUGCGCAAAGGGAUCCAACUUCAGACAUCAAAUCAUUGACGCCAUCACCACAGCCUUCUCAACGACCUCAUCACAUCAGGUUCGAGUCCGCAUCGAUCCUGGCUCAGAAGUUUCGUUUAUCUCGGAAAAGCUCACCAGACAGCUCAGCCUUUAGCGAAGGCACUCAACAUUGGACAUCUAUGGUGUUGGCGGAAAACGGGCUUCACAAACCAAGGACAGUCACGACCAUCCUGCCAACCAGCGCGAUAUCUCAAGAGCUCGAAUGGCCUCAUCUCAAGAGGUUAAACCUGGCUGACCCAGAGUUCCUCACUCCGAGGGCCAUAGACGUGAUCAUAGGAGCAGAUUUCUACGGGCAGCUCAUCAAACCUAACAUCAUCAGGCACUCACCUGAAACUCCUAUCGCUCAAUUGUCUAUCUUUGGCUGGCUAGUCAUCAGCCCGGUUCAUGCACCGGUCACAAUUGUCAGAACAGCACACCAUGGCGUCUCACAGGCAUCAAACUCAUCAUUGCAAGAGUUGCUGACAAGGUUCUGGGUUCAAGAAGAACCCCCGAGCUCAUCUGACUUACGACUCACCCCAGAAGAACAGGAGUGUGAACGCCACUUCAGCACGACCCAUUCAAGGGACUCAACAGGCCGUUACAUCGUCAGAAUACCGCUCAAGAUGUCUCCAGCAGCCUUAGGAGACUCACAACACACGGCACAUCAGUGCUUGUUACGAAUUCUCAAACGUCUUGGCAGAGAUGCUCAAUACUGCGAACUGUACACUCAGUUCAUGCAGGAGUAUGAAAGGGCUAAGCAUAUGAUCAAGCUCGACGACAGCUCAGCAAGCAGAAGACCUCACUAUUAUCUGCCACAUCAUGGGGUGCUCAAGCCAGACAGCUCGACCACAAAACUCCGAGUGGUUUUCAACGGCUCAAGCGCCAGCUCCACCGGCUACUCUGUCAAUGAUCUCAUGCACGCUGGUCCGAAUCUGAUGCUCAAUAUCUUCGAUUUGCUCAUCUGGAUCCGCCGACGCAAGUUCUUGUUGGCCACAGACAUCACAAAAAUGUAUCGGCAAAUCAAGAUACACCUGGAUGAUUGGGAUCUUCAGCGGAUACUGACACUGCUUCAGCUUGCUGAGGACGAAGGCUCAAGGUACCUCCUCGCGGUGGAACCGAUUACUCACGGUCGAUACGUUGACGACAUCUUCGGAGGGUCAGAUACGGUGGACGAGCUCACUCAAACAGCUCGACAACUCAUACAACUCUGCCACGCGGGCGGAUUUCCGCUAGCCAAAUGGCACUCUACGUCAAGGCAGCUGCUGGAAGAAGUUUCAUCAGAACUCGGUCACACAUCAGACAUCGCAUUCGACGACUGUAACGCCAGAAUCCUGGGCAUAAGAUGGUCACCACAGCAAGACACGUUCAAUUUCUCAACCAUCUCAUCAACUCACUCUGCUAGAUUCUCAAAACGCCUCAUCUUAUCAGAAGUAGCACAACUCUUUCAUCCAUUAGGCUUCACCGCACCAGUUGUAAUCAGAGCCAAAAUGUUUUUUCAGGCACUAUGGUUACACAAGCUCAACUGGGACGACCUGCUCCCAGAACAACUCAUAACUCAAUGGCUCAGCAUCAGACAAGAUCUGGCACCAGAAAAUUGCCUCGCUGCUCUCACAGGACAAGACUCAGUGGCUUUUUAA